AUGUCAUCACCUUCUCUCAUACCACAACCCCCUUCAAUCUACGAUGAUUCUUCGCACAGAAUGAUUGAGGAACGUCAUGAUAAAAGUCUAGAUGGCGGACGCCGCACCGGACACAUCAUUUCAUUUUCCAAUGUCGAACUGUCGAUGUCAUCCACGAUCCAAUACACUGAACAUGUACUACAUGGCGCUGAGACUCCGGAGCGGUUCGGCGGCGCAAGCCGCCUUCAUUCGUCUUCGAGACAUCAAGCUGCCAAUCCUCCGAGAUCCGACGAGUCUAUCUCUGACACUGGACACGUCGCGCCAAAACCUGAUGGCACAAGAAUUUGCCUCACAUCGCAUACGGCUCCGAACUCUGGAAUUCCGGGUCAACCCUCGCUCGAGGCGGGUGGAGCGAAGGAGGCGAAGUGUUUCUGCGAGAACCUGGAGCUCGGCAUUAUGCCGCCUGCUCAACUAAUUCACAACGGUAAUCUUUACAGAGUAAAGCAAGACCCAGUUGAGUUUCUAUCAACUUUGAAGAAGCCAUUCACGGCUCCAUUUGGAUAUGUCAUCUUGCAUGGUGCCAAAGACUGGGUCACGGAGGGAACCUUGGUCGUAGGCUGUGAUCGAUCGGUCCUUGCCUGUUUCCAAUACCUGCUGUCAUCCUCGUAG
Colletotrichum tamarilloi is the source of this 648-nucleotide messenger RNA. RefSeq lists its product as uncharacterized. The transcript is spliced from 3 exons. Lineage: Eukaryota; Fungi; Ascomycota; Sordariomycetes; Glomerellales; Glomerellaceae. The record is from RefSeq and is a predicted model, not a curated record. The coding region runs from base 1 to 648 and encodes 215 amino acids.